AUGAACCUCAACUUCACUCCCCACUCGGUGUCUUCCCAGAGGCCGACCUCUUUCUUCAUCGAAGACAUUCUGCUCCACAAGCCCAAGCCCCUGCGGGAGGUGACCCCCGAUCACUUCCACAGCGCACUGGCCCCCCGGGUGCCCCUCCUGGACUAUGGGUACCCUCUGAUGCCAGCGCCAACCAUCCUGGCACCCCACCCGCAUCACCCGCUGCACAAGCCGGAGCACCACCAUCCCUAUUUCCUCACCGCCUCAGGGGUGCCGGUGCCUGCCCUCUUCCAGCCCCACCCGCACGCUGAGCUGCCGGGCAAACACUGUCGGCGCCGCAAAGCCCGCACCGUCUUCUCAGACUCGCAGCUCUCUGGCCUGGAGAAGCGCUUUGAGCUGCAGCGUUACCUGUCCACGCCGGAGCGCGUCGAGCUGGCCACGGCGCUCAGCCUCUCCGAGACCCAGGUGAAGACCUGGUUCCAGAACCGGCGGAUGAAGCACAAAAAGCAGCUGCGGAAGAGCCAGGACGACCCCAAAGCGCCCGGCCAGGCGGAGGGCGCCGAGCAGGGAGCCAGCGAGCCGGAGCCCGAACCCGCGGACCAAGCCCGAGCCGGCGCCCCCGAGCCCCGCAAGGGCAGCAGCAACCCGCCGGCCCCCUUCCUCCUGGACGAGGCAGAAGACGAGGUGGACAUCAUCGAGGGGGGAGAGCUGUGCGGCGCCCAGCACCUACUGUAGGGCCCGCGAGGCCGCGACCCCCGAAGAGGUCGAGGCGGUGGCUGCGCGUCCCGACGCGGACUUUCAGAGG
Messenger RNA from Sphaerodactylus townsendi, 793 nucleotides. It is a transcript of the gene BSX, whose product is annotated as brain specific homeobox. Gene Ontology annotation, biological process: regulation of DNA-templated transcription. Gene Ontology annotation, molecular function: DNA binding; DNA-binding transcription factor activity, RNA polymerase II-specific. Lineage: Eukaryota; Metazoa; Chordata; Lepidosauria; Squamata; Sphaerodactylidae. The transcript has 3 exons. Bases 1 to 723 code for a protein of 240 amino acids. The record is from RefSeq and is a predicted model, not a curated record.